Messenger RNA from Adineta ricciae, 429 nucleotides. NCBI's taxonomy places the organism in Eukaryota, Metazoa, Rotifera, Eurotatoria, Adinetida, Adinetidae. The record is from the annotation of a GenBank genome assembly.
AUGACCCAGGCUCGGAAUCUUGAACAAAAACUUAUUCCCAUCCCAUUAGUGGAACAAAUAUUUUGUGUCGAUAUUCCUAAUAUUCUUCCGAAACAAAAGAAACCAAAAUCAAAUCAAAAAGCAGUUCUGUCGAUCAAACGGUCUGCACUAUCACUUGUACCUGCUUAUUGUAUUACAACACAUAAAAGUCGAGGUCAAACAUUGUGCAAAGUGGUUAUUGAUUUAAAACUACCAAAUGAAACUGACGAUAUUGCAGCAGUCUACGUACCACUAUCUCGUGUAAAACGUUUGGCCGAUUUAGCUAUUCUACGACCAUUUGAUUAUAGAGUUUUGCUGAUGAAACCAUCUACAUCUCAAGUUACUGAAAUGGAAAAACUGGAUCCACUGUUUUUGAAUAUACGAUCACGUUUUUCGAAAUGGUUUCAAUGA